This is a messenger RNA of Mollisia scopiformis, 855 nucleotides long. RefSeq lists its product as uncharacterized. The transcript is spliced from 2 exons. NCBI's taxonomy places the organism in Eukaryota, Fungi, Ascomycota, Leotiomycetes, Helotiales, Mollisiaceae. Gene Ontology annotation, molecular function: protein binding. The coding region runs from base 1 to 855 and encodes 284 amino acids. The record is from RefSeq and is a predicted model, not a curated record.
AUGACAGGGCAGAAGAGAAGGGCUGUUGACAGUGUCGAGCUUGCGGAGCAAGCAAAGCUAAAGAUCAAGGUCCGCCUUGAGAUACGCAAAAAGCAAGAGGUGCAUCGAUCCAUCUCCGCAAGAGUCAUCAUUGGAAGCCCACAAGUUGAAAUCUGGGUCGGCGAAAAACAACAAGCGUUUAUUGUGCACCAACACCUCCUCACUCUCCAUUCUGGCUAUUUCAACAGGAGGUUUUCUAUCGAUGAGGAAGAUGAGAAAAUCCAGCUCCCUGAAGUCCAACCCAAAAGAUUCACCGACUUCGUUUCGUGGAUGUACUAUGGCACCUUGCUGGACACGGACGUUACCGAAUCAGAAACUGCAGGAGAAGAUAAUUGGGCACUUGGCAGCUUCCUGGAAGCACCAUCGUUCCAGAAUCAUUGUAUGGAUGACUGUUUCAGACAUGCUUGCAGGGAUGAGAGGAGGCAUUUUGUCUAUGUCACCAGCAUCGAGUCUGUUUACAAAGCAACCGAGAAAGCUUCCGUGGCCCGCAAGUUUACGACUGAUCUGAUGAACUGUCUGAACCCAUUGAAGAAGCUCAAAGAAGGAUCUGAGAAGUGGAAUGAUUGGACAGCGAUGCUCGAAAGAUGCCCCGAUUUGAAGGCUGACAUGGAGAAUGCAGUCAGACAGGACUGGAACGGAACAUAUCCUUGGGAUUGCCAGUAUCGGGACUCGUACAUGGUGGAGGAAUUCAAUUUGGGGGAGCGCUGGGAGGAGCAGAUUUUGGCGAGACGAUCGCUGGAACAAAUUACUAUGGAUGCAGCGACCGGAGAGAUGAAAAGUGUUCUUCAGCUUUCACACCUCAAGCGGAAGAAGUGA